Messenger RNA from Serpula lacrymans var. lacrymans S7.9, 558 nucleotides. RefSeq lists its product as uncharacterized. The coding region runs from base 1 to 558 and encodes 185 amino acids. The transcript is spliced from 2 exons. The record is from RefSeq and is a predicted model, not a curated record. Lineage: Eukaryota; Fungi; Basidiomycota; Agaricomycetes; Boletales; Serpulaceae.
AUGUCAGUGCCCGACAUAACUCUCUCAGAGUUUUUCCCUUGGCUAAACCCAACGGGACUUUGCAGCGAGAGCACGGAACAUCCUCAUGAAGAGUCGCCGUCCAACAACAAUAACCAGGUAACAAAUUGUAGACACAGUGGCAGUGAAAAAGGUAAACAGAGAGAAGGCGAGGAGGAAAAAGGAGAUCAAUACAGAGGAAAGAAUUGCGAAGCUCCUUGGGACAAUGCUGACACAACAGUCGAGGACAACAACCAAGUUCCCGAGGUCAGUGAUCAUUUGCCUUCUACUCCUGUUCCUGCGGUCAUCACUCCAAUCGCCACUCCUAUCCCCGCUGUCACCACUCUGACCCUCACUUCCGUCCUUGCUGUCACCACUCCCAGCUGUCCGCUCACUCCUACUCCUGUUUCCUGCUCUCCCUUGUUCACCUCUCCCUCUCCUACGCACUCAAUUCUGAGCGUUCGAGCCCUCAAUAUGACUCCGGGCCCAAGUCAUCAACAGUUCCCCAAUACGACAGCCUCUCCUCUGAGUACUGGGGGUUCAGGCCAAACAUUUGAAUGA